AGGCUUCCAGUAUAACAGACAACCCAAAUUUUUAAAAUUCAAAUUCACCAUCAGAAGCGAGUUGUCAAGUUUGCAGGAAAACAUGAACUGAAUCAGAGGAAUUGGAAGGGCAAGAAGCUAAGAACUUGUAAGGAAUGCUAAUUAUAUUCGUCUUUAGGGGAUGAAAAUUGAUCGUCCCUGCCAGGGUAGGAAGCAGAAGCAGGAAUGGAAGAAAGGUUUGCAAGAGCGUUGGAGAGCUCUCCGGAAGAAUUCCUCGCUUUGGUGGAGAAACAUCAAUCCAGGGUGGACAAAUCUGCACUUAAAAAUGUGAUGCGGGGAUGGUGCGUCGAGGCUACCGCGGCUUCCAAAGCCAAGCUCUGCGACGCUCUCUUGCUGUCCACGUCUCAGGCCGUUGUGGACUUCGAAAACGAAAAAUCAUCAGAUGGCAGGGACAAUUUGACAAGAUCAUCGCCAGAGAAGAAGCGGAGGAGGAGGAGUGCCAGAAACCAGAGGCUUUUGUCAGAGGAGGCGGAAGCGCAGGGCAGCGGGAGGUCGACGGGAUCGUUGAAUGCCCUCCGCAGCUACGCUCAUUUGGCGCAGCUAUGCAUGACGACGCAGCGUGAGAAUGGUUUCUCCCCCGCCGAUCUUUUCCCCACUCUUGAGAAGCUGCACGGCAACUUGGUGUUGUUUGACCAGGACAGUGCGCUGCAGGAGUGCGUGGCGGGGAUGUGUGAGCAAUGGUGGCGCGAGUCCUGGCCGAGGAAGGAGGCGCUGUUGGCGCAGGCGCUGCCCUGCUUGCUGGCCAAGUCACUCUCCGCUGCUCGCAGAAUCGAUGUGCACAGAGUGUAUUCGAUGAGGGAGGGUUUGGCGUCCCUGGACUUCACGCAUGAGAGUAGCGGGGAUCUCAAGCAGCUGCUGAGGCGGUGCGUGGUGGCGCCCUUGUAUGUGAGGGCAGAGGAGGGCAGACGCUUUGUGGCUUUCCUGUUGGUCCUCAAUGCGCAGCUUGCCGAGGAGCUGCUACCCAUCAUUCGCGCGCAGAUCCCCUUUGGUCGUCGCUCUAUUCUUGAGGCAUAUGGGGAGAUUCUCUUAAGGGCCUGGAGGCUCUCCUCUUCCUCUUCCUCUUCACAUUCGCUUCAUCACUUCAUGCAGUCAUUGCUGGAAGGGGCCGUUUAUGCUUCUUCCAAAAAUCUUGCGUCGUCCAUUAGAAAGCUUUUUCAAGCCUUUAUCACGCACCGCACUCAGGAGGGUGUUGAAGCUUUUCUAUUCCAUCUUCAGGAGCCUAUAUUGUUCAGAGCUUUGCAGGUUGCAAAUUCAAAUGUUCGCCGUAAUGCAUUGCUUCUUCUAGUAGACAUGUUCCCUCUGGAAGACCCAAACGCAUCUAAAGAAGAAAAGGAAGCUUUACUAGAGAAACAGUUUGUUCUUCUUGAAAAGUUGCUUCUAGAUGACUGUCCUGAUGUACGCUCGACUGCUGUUGAAGGUGCUUAUCGAAUUCUUCGAUUGUUCUGGGAAGUUGUCCCAUCUACAAUUACUGCGAAACUUCUGACGAAAGUUGUUGAUGAAAUGGCACAUGACCUGUCUAGUAGCACAGUCAGGCGUGCUGUAGUUGAUGGAAUGAUAUAUUUGCUCGAUAACCCGCAAAGUCAUGAAUUACUGAAAGUGCUACUUCCGAGGUUGUCCCCAAUGCUUGAUGAUCCUGCCCUGGCUGUAAGAACAGCAGCUGCUGAUCUCCUCCUGACUUUGAAGGACAUUCGAGCACUACAGUUUCAUAAAGUUGUCAACCUGGAUUCCAUACUGGAAUCUCUUGCAACUGACCAUUGUUCAGUUGCUCAGCGACUCACCAGACUUCUUCUUCCAUCAUAUUUCCCAUUGAAAGUAUCUGUCCCCGAGGCAUGCAGUCGAUUCAUUGUGCUGGUAAAAAGGUCUCCGUCUGCAGCAGCAAGGUUUUGUGAAUAUGCUCCAUCUGUAGGGGUUACUGUAAAGUCUCAAAUUGAACUGGUAAAAGCCUUAAUUAGCCUGUUCAUGACACCAGCUGAUAUGGAUGCUCAGGUAAGACAAGGCAUUUUAGUUGCGGUUAUGAAGCUUGCUUCCAACUUGGCAAACAACCAGUCAUGCAAAAUAGCCCUUUGUGAGUUAUUUUCAGCUCAAAACUUCAAGCACAUGUUAAGUUCUGCAUGUAGUCCAUCUGAAUUGGCAGCUAUACUGCAUAUUGCCUCAAUCACUCCACCCAAAGAUAUAUCAGAGUUCAUUAAGCAUUGUGACCAACUUCUCAUGGACUUUGAUGCCAUUCUCCAGGAUGAAAGUAAACAGGAAGAAGUAAGGGCAGCUCAUAAAUUAAUACUUGCAUGGGGUGGGUUUGAUGAUCUGGUGGAAGCUUUGAUAAAAUUUCUUCAAAAUGCCUUGUGUAUUUUUGGUUCUGGCAAUGCUACAAGGGGCAUAAAUAGAUCAAAACAGGACAAACAGAAAAAAUCUAAAAGGACAAGGAAAGUCUCUAUGAAAUUGAGUGUGAUGAAAGGCAAGGGACUAUCUGAGAAACCUGGUAAUGGUAGUAUUACCAUUGCAGUGGCAGCAGCAUGGCAUGUAGAGAACUUACUUGCCGAAGAGGGUACUCGAAAAGCCUUGUUGGCUUCCCCAAAAUUGGGAGAUCUUGCUUCUGGCCUCAAAAUUCUAGUUCAAAUGUUUGUUCAAGAGCAAUCCAACUCUUCUGCUUGCAUGGUGAUGCCACCUAUUCAAGCAUACAUUUCACUUGCUACACACAUGGCUCUUUGGCAGAAGUCUGUCAAAGAUGGACAAAGUUCAUCUAGCGGGAAGGAUAAGGACUCAGGCAUUUCUGCUGACUCUUCAUCUGGUCAAAAUGGACUUGAUGAUACACUCCAAGAACUUCUUAGUUGGGUUGAGCAACUUUUUAUUGAGCUUGAUAGUUACGGAUCAUAUAAAGAUUCAACAUCAACAGUUCAGGGCAAAAGGAAAUGUGUCAAGGUUCAGCACCAUAAGUCAAGCAAAACAGAAUCCUUGGCAGAAAUUUCAAAUACUAAAGAUGCAGGUGCUACUGGGAAAACAGAUAUCAGUGAAGGAAGCAUGAUUAAUCUAGUUGCCAGGGUAUCUGCAACAAUUCUAAAGUCAAUUGUGGACAGCAGUUACCUAAGUCUUGUGGUACAGGUCUCUGUACAGGCUAGAUGCUUAAGUUUUGCAUCAGCAUUUUUCGAGUACAUGAAACUGCAAAUUGAGGAACAGUCUGGGGGUCAAAAGUGCAUGGGAAAUGAUUGGAAAUACAUCUUGGUUUGUGUAAAGAGCUCUGCUACUUAUGCUGCAAAAAUGCUAUAUUUAUGGCUGAAGAACUCCAAUGAUUUAGCUUCUGAAGCAUCUCAUCUUGCAAAUAGUCUUUUUGAUCUGAUUACUUUGAGUGAGUCUGUGAUUGGAUCUAAGUUUGCAGGGUCUAUUCUAGCUGUACUAAAACCAUGGAUGCCAGAUCUUCUUAUUGCUGUAUCUGCUGCAAAUGCUCUUUACAAUGAUGUAAAUUUGGAGAGUGAAAGGUCAAAACAGGGAUUUGAUGAGUUGGUUGAAGAAGGCAAACAAUUGUGUUGUGCUUGGACUGUAACACUUGCAAAUUUGGGACUUUGCCCUGCCAAUGUCAUAAACUCUCAAGAAUGCCAUCAAUCAGAAGCUGAUGCUACAGGAGGGACUUCUAAUGAGGAUGAAGAAGCCAGAACUAAAGACAAACUCAAUUGCGUUGCUCUUGACUUCAUGAAAACAGUGAUUGAUUUGCUCCAAAAGGGAGAUGUUAGGGUUUUGCGUGCAAUUAUGAAAAUUUUCUUGUCACAGGCAGCAUUUGCUUUGAAAAGUAAGGUUUACAGCAGGGUUCUGAGUUUGCUUCACUUCUCAUGUGGAAAACUAUUAGGGUUUCAGAUGGCCCAAGAAUGUGACCUUGAUAUUGUUCUAAAUGAGAGCUCACUAUACACUUUAAAAGAGAUAAAUAUUCACAUAGAAGAGGCACAAGUGUCUUUGCAGGGGGACCAAGAUGCUGGACAAACACUUAAAGUUGCUAAAGAACUAGUUGAAAAUAUCAUUUCACGUUAUAGGGCCUGAAUAACUGAAUACCUUUUUCAGUUGAGCAUGCAGGUAGCCUUUAACAGAGGACUACAGCAUGUCAAAGAAGGCUAUAAUGAAAAUUGGGGAAAUACCUUAGGAAUUGAUCAAGGAAGGCAUUGUUCUAAAUUAUGCUGACGUCCUAGUGUUCCGAUGUUUAUAUUGAUAUCAAACUAUUUGCUUAUUAGUUCAUGCUUGCAGUCAGAUUACUUUUGCAUCCAUUAUAUGUUAUUAAUUUGAUACUGUGACCAAUCAAAAUAAAAGAUUAAGCCAUUUCUAUUCA
Molecule: messenger RNA, 4345 nt
Organism: Cryptomeria japonica (Japanese cedar)
Lineage: Eukaryota; Viridiplantae; Streptophyta; Pinopsida; Cupressales; Cupressaceae
Exons: 5
Coding region: 205-4062 (1285 amino acids)
Biological process (GO): mitotic sister chromatid segregation
Cellular component (GO): condensin complex; nucleus
Source: RefSeq, a predicted model, not a curated record